AUGAAUUCUCUUCGGCUUCUCGGCCGCGCAGUGCCCAAAUCGGCGUCCUUCCGACCCAUCUCAUCUCGCUGCUACUCAAUCGCAUCGAGAGCGUCGCCACGGCCGUCGUGGCAGCCAGUCAAGAAGCUCACAUAUCCGUCAUUCUCGACAUCGAUAGCACGGAGAGAACCUGCCGGCGACAAUGAUCAAGUUCUAGCUGAGAAGUUUCAAAGCGAGUACGAGCUCGAGCGCCAGACCAGCGAUCCGGAAUCAGAGCCCGCCGAGAUCGAGAAUUUCAAGGCCAAAGGCAUCUGGGAGAUCACUGGCAGGCCGGGCACGAAUGAGAUUAUACUCAAAAGAGAAUUCGGCAACGAAACAAUCAAAGUCGAGGUGUCGGUCCUGAGCAUGUUCGACUACAACGACUCGGCCGCCGAAGAGCUGUUCGAUGAAGAAGAAGAUAGCGCUUUGGGCGACGAAGACUUCUACGAUCAACCGAAGCGGACAAUAAAUCAGUCAGGUGCACGAGGAGGCGCCAUCGAUGUCGCGCCGGAGGACUCCAUUGCGCCUGCCGAUCGCGAAGGAGAAGCUGCGGACGAAGCACCCCGUCCAUCAUAUCCCAUCGAUCUCGACAUCACAAUCUCGAAGCCGGACAAGACGAGCAUCGAACUUGUCGCGAGAGCCACGGAUGGCACGAUCGAGAUUGAGAGACUCCGCUAUGUGUCUGACCCUCCUGCCGAUGACGACCACACCACUCCCUACGCCGGACCUCCGUUCACCAACCUCGACUCGGAUCUGAGCGUCAUGUUGGAGCAGUACAUCGCUGAACGUGGCAUCAACGAAGAGCUCGCGCAGAUGCUGCCCGUCAUCAUCGAGCACAAGGAACAGAAAGAAUAUGUUGAAUGGCUGCAAAAUAUGCAAAAGUUCAUCUCAGCAUAA
This is a messenger RNA of Cyphellophora attinorum, 915 nucleotides long. RefSeq names its product Mitochondrial acidic protein MAM33. The coding region runs from base 1 to 915 and encodes 304 amino acids. NCBI's taxonomy places the organism in Eukaryota, Fungi, Ascomycota, Eurotiomycetes, Chaetothyriales, Cyphellophoraceae. The record is from RefSeq and is a predicted model, not a curated record. Gene Ontology annotation, biological process: cytosolic ribosome assembly. Gene Ontology annotation, cellular component: mitochondrial matrix. The transcript is spliced from 4 exons.